UCAGCUCACCUCGUCCGAGAACCUUAGACCAGACCCAGAUCACACCAUGGCUUCCCGUUUCGGUUCUUUCGUUUUGAUUUCUUGUCUCGUCAUAGCUGCGUCGCAUGUUCAAGUUUCGAGCUCUGUUCACAUCGUGAAGGGGCUCUCGUGGUCCUACUACGAGAAGAGCUGCCCCAGUGUCGAGUCCGUCAUCAGGAAACAUCUCAAGAAGGUGUUCGAGGAGGACAUCGGCCAAGCUGCUGGGCUACUUCGUGUGCACUUCCACGACUGCUUUGUUAAGGGAUGCGAUGGUUCGGUGCUGCUGGUUGGAACAGCGAGCGAACCGAGCGAGCAGGAUGCUCCACCGAACCAGAGCUUGAGACGGACAGCAUUCAAGAUCAUCAAUGACCUCCGGGAGCUUGUGGACAAGAAGUGUGGUCGAGUAGUCUCUUGUGCCGACAUCGCCGCCAUUGCCGCUCGUGAUUCUGUUUUCCUGUCGGGUGGACCCGAGUAUGACGUGCCGUUGGGAAGGCGGGAUUCACUCACGUUUGCAAGUGAAAGUGUGGUCUUGGAGAAUUUACCUGCACCAACUGAGAAUGCCAGCGAAAUUGUCGCGGCCCUGGCCAAGAAACACUUCGAUGCCACUGACGUAGUGGCCCUCUCCGGAGGCCACACCAUUGGGCUUGCACACUGCACCGCCUUUGAGAACCGGCUCUACCCGACUCAAGACCCCACCAUGGAGAAGACCUUUGCCCAUGAUCUCAAGGGUGUGUGCCCCACCACAAACUCCACCAACACCACGGUCUUGGACAUCCGAUCGCCCAACCGAUUCGACAACAAGUACUUUGUCAAUUUGGUGAACCGCCAAGGCCUGUUCACCUCGGACCAAGAUUUGUACGGGUACCCCACGACGAGGGACAUCGUUACUAGCUUUGCUGAGGACCAGGAAUUGUUCUUUGAGAAGUUCGUCCUCGCUAUGACGAAGAUGGGGCAACUCAGCGUGUUGACGGGGACGAAAGGAGAAAUCCGAGCCAACUGCUCGGUCAAGAAUUCUGAGAACCCAGAUCUCGUGUCCGUGGUGGAAGAGGACCUGGAGAGCUAUGCCGAAUUGAAAUGAUGUGACCCUUUCAAGUGUGUGUAUCAGCACGAGCUUUGUCUUUGCUCGGAUCUGCAACUUUUGCUUGCUUGUUUAUAGACUGUGACAGUGCCUAAUAAAUUGCAUCAGCUGUUUAUGAUUAUGUCAAGAAUAUGUAUUCAGCAGAAGCUCAAAAUUUCUGUCAUUUGGCAAAA
This is a messenger RNA of Syzygium oleosum, 1269 nucleotides long. Its product is annotated as peroxidase 12. The coding region runs from base 47 to 1096 and encodes 349 amino acids. Lineage: Eukaryota; Viridiplantae; Streptophyta; Magnoliopsida; Myrtales; Myrtaceae. The transcript is spliced from 3 exons. The record is from RefSeq and is a predicted model, not a curated record. Gene Ontology annotation, molecular function: heme binding; peroxidase activity. Gene Ontology annotation, biological process: response to oxidative stress; hydrogen peroxide catabolic process.